AUGGAAUUAAAUGCUUUGAAAACACAACGAAAAGGACUGCGAAUUGCCUUCACUCACACCGUGAAGAAAAUCGAAACGGAAUUAGACAAAGAAGUAAGAGAUUUAAAGGCUCUAUCGAUUUUAAAGUUUCAACUUAAUGAUAAGUUCCAAAGACUUGAAGUUUGUCAAAAUGCUAUAUCAGAGCAGCUUUUGCAGAAUGAAACAACAGAAAAUGCAUAUAAUGAAGAUUUUGAAGAGUCUGAGAAUUACCGAGACACGUUCUUAGAACGAUGUGCUCAAAUAAACUCGGAAGAACAACUCUCUGUGCUGCCGACUGACAAGGAAACGAGAAAAUUUAAACUCCCAAAAAUAGAACUGAAAAAAUUCUCAGGUGAAGCUAAAGAUUACCUUACAUUUUGGAGUCAGUUCCAGAAAAUUCAUGAUGAAAAAUAUAUUGCAGACGAAGAUAAAAUGCAGUACUUGCUGCAAUCUAUGGAACCGAAAUCGAAAGCUGAACGUCUGAUCCUUAGUUUUCCUGCAACGGCAGCUAAUUAUUCUAAAGCUAUCGAACAACUGAAAGAGCGUUUUGGACGAGAGGAUUUGCUGGUACAAAUAUAUGUACGUGAUUUGUUAAAUUUAGUUAUGAAGAACGCAGCAACCGGAAGAGCAAAAACUGAUUUACCCUCCCUCUAUGACGAACUGGAAGGCAAACUGAGGUCUUUAGAAAGCUUGGGAAGAACCCAAGAAAAAUAUGGGGAUUUUUUGACAGCGUUGGUAGAAAGUUGCCUACCAGAAGAAGUAUUGGUGGCGUGGGAGAGGAGUCGUAACCACGACUCCACUGAAAAAGGAGACCGUUCUUUGGAACAGUUGAUGAAUUUCCUUCGGCAAGAAGUGAAAGGCGUAGAGAUGGUCUUGCUAGCAAGAACUGGUUUUGCUCCCCACCCGAGUCACCAUAAUAAAAACCCUCGAAUAGAGCAGGUAAGAUUAGCCGAUUCGGCUACCGCUGCAUCCCUAGUAAACAGCAGCAUCGCUAGUAAUGCAG
Molecule: messenger RNA, 1021 nt
Organism: Parasteatoda tepidariorum (common house spider)
Lineage: Eukaryota; Metazoa; Arthropoda; Arachnida; Araneae; Theridiidae
Source: RefSeq, a predicted model, not a curated record